This is a messenger RNA of Austrofundulus limnaeus, 1066 nucleotides long. RefSeq names its product fibulin-7. The record is from RefSeq and is a predicted model, not a curated record. Gene Ontology annotation, molecular function: calcium ion binding. Lineage: Eukaryota; Metazoa; Chordata; Actinopteri; Cyprinodontiformes; Rivulidae.
ACAGGCGCCACUUUUUUUAAACCACGACGAUGGAGGGUUUAAGUGUCGGAACCUUUGGGCUCCUCAUGAUGACGAUGAUGUGUUUUCAUCAGUUUGUCAGGUCAUCUGCUCAGGAGUGUCCGUCCACUCAUGACCUGCUGAACUCACUGCGGCAGGUGGAGAAGAUGCUGGAGCUUCAUGAAACAUCGUACCAGCAGGGUCUGCGCUCGCUCAGGAAAAAGAUCAACGCCCUUCACAAUAGCACCAUGGCUGUGUUUAAAACAGGCAGAAAUGAUAUCGACGAGUGUCAUCUCUUCCCACUGGCUCAGCCGGGUCGGCUCUGCAUUCAUCAGUGCAUCAAUACUCCUGGCAGCUUCCACUGCAUCUGUCCUCCUGGGUACAACCUGGCCUCAGACGGCCGCAGCUGCACAGACACUGAUGAGUGUGAAAGCCAAAUGCACAACUGCACAGCAGACCAGGUGUGUGUGAACACAUAUGGAGCUUUCCAGUGCGUGACAGUUGAAUGUCCAAAAGUGAAAAAUGCAACAUUCAUCAAGACGUCUCCCAUGCGCUGUGAGAGGAACCCAUGUAUGCUGGAAGACAAAGCCUGCAGCCAGGCUCCAAAUUCCAUCUCUUUCCACUUCCUGGCUGUGGUUUCCAACAUGUCCGCCCCUCGAGUCCUCUUUCGGGUGUCUGCAGCUCGGGUGCUGGGUGACACGCUGCGGUUUGGACUGGCAGGUGGUCGCGGCCGGGGACACUUCAGCGUGCAGCGCACUGGUCAGCAGACCGGCACCCUUCUCCUGGUGACACCCAUCAAAGGUCCAGCUACGCUGGAGGCUGAGGUGGAGAUGAGCGAGCUGGAGCGCAGCAACCUGCUGGGCCGCUACCUGACCAAGGUGACCCUGUUCGUCUCUCCUUACAUGUUCUAGGAGAGAAGAUGAAGAGGUGUUCACCACGUUGGUCACAUCACUCAGUCUGAUGAAUAGAUUCAUUUCAUAUCCAGUUAACUUGUAUGAAGUCUUCAUCUAUGUUGUGUUAUUUUGUUAAAGGUUUCAGCGCUUUUCUUUAAACUACUUAUUGCAAAGUA